Messenger RNA from Aspergillus sclerotioniger CBS 115572, 1929 nucleotides. Its product is annotated as Zn(II)2Cys6 transcription factor domain-containing protein. Gene Ontology annotation, cellular component: nucleus. The record is from RefSeq and is a predicted model, not a curated record. Gene Ontology annotation, molecular function: zinc ion binding; transcription cis-regulatory region binding; DNA-binding transcription factor activity, RNA polymerase II-specific. The transcript is spliced from 5 exons. NCBI's taxonomy places the organism in Eukaryota, Fungi, Ascomycota, Eurotiomycetes, Eurotiales, Aspergillaceae. Gene Ontology annotation, biological process: regulation of DNA-templated transcription. Bases 1 to 1929 code for a protein of 642 amino acids.
AUGGCCUCCACCACCAACAGCACAACGGCAGAGUCAAGCGACGCCAGGGAACACGAGUCCCCCCAGGAUGACACCUAUGCCGCCCCAUACGGCAGUUCCUGCGUCAAUUGCUCGCAGGCUAAAUGCAGGUGCAUCUACUCCAAAGCCGGCGGGCGAUGUCAAAGGUGCCAGCGCCUGGACAAAGAGUGCCGUCCAUCUGCCACGCGCCGAGUGACCUCCCGAAAGUCGAACGUCUCCAAAAACACCCCCAAGACAACACGACUGGAGGACAAAUUGGAGGACCUGGUGUCCCUCCUUCGGGCCGGUGUGCAGCCCGGUAACAUCUCCACAACGAUGCUGAAACACCUGGCGCAACCCUCGGACAACCAAAAACCCACCAGCAAUGCCGCAUCACCCCUGGGUCCGUCCGACACAUCGAUUAGCAGCUCUAGGCCGGGCUCGGUUUAUGCACCACAUGGCAAUGGCGCAGCCUCGACCCCGGAAGCUAGCCUGUUGGACGGGGGCUCUAUAUCUUCAGGAACAUCGGCCGAGAAUGAGAUGGAACCAACAGGCGUCCAGGCAGAAGGAUACCUUACCUUCUAUAUUACUCAGAUGCUUCCCUUCUUUCCGUGCAUGUAUAUUCCGCCAGGUACCACUUCGCAAAAGCUCCGUCGCGACCGACCAUUUUCGUGGCUAUGUAUCAUGGCCGUCGCCUGCAAGAGUAGUGCCCAGCGUCGCGUUCUCUUCGACCGGAUCAAACAGAUAGCCGCACAGAAAUUGGUGCAUGAAUACUCUUGUCGUGACUUGGAUGUCCUCCAGGGGAUCUUGAUAUAUCUUGGAUGGUCCAACCAACAAGUCUACAACAAGGCCAAUAUUUACGUAUUCGCCCAGCUAGCGAUGGGAAUCGUCUACGAGAUGGGUUUGUUCAACCCCGAGGCAAAAGGAAAGCAUAUGCUGUUGUGCGUUCAUACCGAGCCACACGAGAACCGCUCGGAAGCUCCACGUAAUCUUAUGGACGAGCGCAGGGCUGUUCUGGGGUGCUUCUUACUGACAUCCAUCUUCGCUACCUUCCUACAGCAGAGUGAUUCUCUGCGCUGGACACCCCACAUGGAUGAAUGCCUACGCCUGCUCGAAGAGCAACAGGAAUGCGCCAACGAUGGGAUUCUGGCCCAACAAGUUCGACUCCAACUGGUCAUGGACAAGCUCAGCUUGGGACGCUGGUAUGGGGGUUCUUCCAAAUCGCUCGAGUCGAUGCGACCAUCGCCUACCAUCUAUCUUCGACCCAUGCAGACCCAAUUGCAGUCGCAACUCCAAGCAAUCAUGAACAGACUCAGCUCAAACUCUAAGGGAUAUAAAAUUGUCCUCUUGCACCAUUACAACACCUCUUUGAGUCUCCACGAGUCCGCCCUCACCAAAGGCGCCAUUGCCUCCAUGAGUAAUGUAACAUUUGAGCACCUCGACUAUCUGUACGGUUGUCUCGACGCCACAAAAUCAUGGUUCGACGUCUUCUUGAGCAUUCCGCCGAUGGAAUACAUUGGCUUUCCUUUUGCGGUAUUUUCGCAGAUGGUUCAGAACCUCGCCACUCUCUACCAACUAUCUACGCUGGAAAGUCCGCUCUGGGACACGGCUAAUGUCCGGCGAACGGCGGAUGUGUUGCAGCUUUUGGAUACGAUAGUGGCCAAUAUGGACCAGGUUGCGUCUCUCAAUGGUCUGGUUGGGGAUCCUGGUGGCGACAUCUUUUCUACGAUUGCCCAGAUGUAUCGUGCUGUGCGGGUGGGAUGGGAGACUAGACUGGAGCCUGAUCCAGGUUCGAGCGCAACGAAUAUUAUUCCAUCUCUCCCUAUUGCAACGCUCCCUGGUCCGGAUCCUUUGUCGGCUGCGUUUCCCCCGAUGGAUAAUAAUGACUGGCUAACAGAUAUGCUGAAUACUAUGGAUCAAGCCAAUGGAUGA